This is a messenger RNA of Spirometra erinaceieuropaei, 1083 nucleotides long. Lineage: Eukaryota; Metazoa; Platyhelminthes; Cestoda; Diphyllobothriidea; Diphyllobothriidae. The record is from the annotation of a GenBank genome assembly.
AUGGCAGCAUUUCGGCCUGAAAUGUCCGUUCCUGUGCGUCUCGAGAAGAGCGGCGGUACCGCUCACCAGCGUGAAAAAGUCUCAGCCAGCAUUCCCAUAUCUGUGAGCGUUGGUGAUAGGCCAGUCUACAAAUCGCGCUCACAGUUCGACACGAGUUUUCGUCGUGAUCCCCUCACCGACUACCCCGCCUACUUUGACAGGCCUGGUGAUGAUAUAUUUGGACGCCUUGAAGAGCCACUGUCGUUGCGUAGAUCAGGAGACAGUGAGCAGUGGUUUGAGGAUAUGCGUCGGAGGUUUGACGAGAGACGUCGCCAAUGGGAUGAAGAAAUGAGGAAAAUGCGUGAGGAAUUCUUCACACCUCUUGGCGUCGUCAAGGCACCCCGGUCGGACUUAAGUCGUGAAUUUUCACCUACACCAACCACGGAACAUCCUGUCUCCACGCACUAUGACCGUGACGAGGACGGGAGACUGCGUUUUGUGGCUCGAUUCGAUGUUCGUGAUUUCAAUCAGGAGGACCUCCAGGUGACGUUUAGGAAUGGCCAGAUUGUUUUAUUCGCCCGCAGGGAAUUGCGAGCUCCCAACAGCACCAGCCGGAAGGAAUUCACUCGCACUGUCGAUCUUCCAAAGGGAGUUGAUGACAGUCAAAUCUCCGCUUCUCUCAGCCUAGACAAUAUACUGAUUGUGGAGUGCCCUUUGCGCAUGUUAGCCGUGGGUCCACCAACCCAAAACAGUGCUUCCAGUGGAUCCGGUACACCCACGAGUAUGGCCACAUCGGGACGAUUUUCCAGCAGAAAUAUGACAGCCUCUCCAACCUCAACGCUCUCAACAAGCAUGAGACUGUCACCGCCCAAUUUUCACGUGGAAAUACCCAUCGGAUCUGACUAUGAACCAGGUGAAAUCCAGGUUCGAACCCUCAACAAUCGCGUCUAUAUCUGUGCUAAACACGAAGAACGUGUUUCCAAUCGGAAUACCUUCCGUAACUUCUCGAAGGAAUAUGACAUUCCGGAAUAUAUUGAUCCUAGGUCAGUCACUGCCAGACUGGAGCAAGGCGUACUUUACCUGGAGGGCACUCCGUUCACCUAA